GUUUGUAUUCUGUAACAUUUUAAUAAUCAAACUGAGUUCGUCGACAUUUUUGAUGUCCUAUUUUUUAAAUUCGCCUUCUUAAUAAUUCUCCAUUUCAGGAUAUUGUAAACGACAUUCAAACAUGCACGGACCCAAUUAUUGCAUCUAAAUGUUAACCUUUCAGUGAAAUAGAAAAUCUUAUACAUUGCUUGUAGAAAAGGAUAAAAAUGAGCGAUUUAUAUUUCGCAGUGGUGUGUUCUUCAAACAUGAACAGAAGCAUGGAAGCCCAUGCUUUUCUUGUAAAGAAAGGAUUUAAAGUAAAAUCGUUUGGAACUGGGGAGAAAGUGAAACUUCCUGGUACUUCGGCUGAUCGACCUAAUUGUUACGAAUUUGGAGUUCCAUAUGAUGAUAUCUACAAAGAUUUAAUGGAGAAAGAUAAAUCAUAUUACACACAAAAUGGACUUUUGCAUAUGCUUGACCGAAAUCGACGAAUUAAACCAAGCCCAGAGCGCUUUCAAGCAUCAAAUGAAAUUUUUGAUGUAAUCAUAACAUGCGAGGAAAGAGUUUAUGACCAAGUCAUUGAAUGGUUUGUUUCCAGAAAAUCUAUUUGUAACCAGCCUGUCCAUAUAGUAAAUAUUGAUAUUCAAGAUAAUCAUGAAGAAGCAACAAUAGGUGCCUUUCUUAUUAGUGAUAUGGUUACUAAAAUGUCCCAAAGUGAUGAUUUAGACAAUGAUAUUGACGAGCUGUUGCAUGAUUUCGAAGCAAAAUGCAAUAGACCUAUAUUAAAUAGCAUAAUGUUUUAUUAACUAUAUUGUACUUGCUGGUGCUGUCUGUUCACAAAGUAUGUAAUAAUACAAACAUAUUUACAACAUGUUCUGUAAAUAGUUUAAUAUUUAUUUCAUUAGUUAAUUCAGAACAGGGUUGUUUUAAAAUUUUCGUUUUUUACUUAAAAUUUGUGUAAAAAUGAUUUUAUUAUGACUUUAAUAUUUCCUAAAAUUAAAGAAUGUGAUACAAAAAUACAAGUGAAUUCCUGUAAGUAAUUCAAGGACAUUUUCUAUGUCUUCCCAAUAUUUUACAUUUUCAUAUGCAACGUCAAGAAAAAUG
Molecule: messenger RNA, 1083 nt
Organism: Pieris brassicae (large cabbage white)
Lineage: Eukaryota; Metazoa; Arthropoda; Insecta; Lepidoptera; Pieridae
Gene: Ssu72
Product: RNA polymerase II subunit A C-terminal domain phosphatase SSU72
Exons: 1
Coding region: 207-785 (192 amino acids)
Biological process (GO): termination of RNA polymerase II transcription
Cellular component (GO): mRNA cleavage and polyadenylation specificity factor complex; nucleus
Molecular function (GO): RNA polymerase II CTD heptapeptide repeat phosphatase activity
Source: RefSeq, a predicted model, not a curated record